AUGAUUAAGGCUGGACAUGUUGAGAAAACGGUAGAUCGUGAAUUUGAUAUAGAAGAACGACGUUUUCAUACAAUGGAGCAGGCGGUUUUACGGCUUCAACGUGAAGCAAAGAAUUAUUUAGAUUCGUUAAGAUCUAUGUCAGCAUCUCAGUUGAGAAUUGUGGAGGCUAUGGAUGAAUUUUAUACGGAUACAUAUCAUAAGGAUCGUGCUAGUAAACAUUAUAGACAAGCAGCUGAGGAUUUUGAUUCAAGAACUAUGAAAGAAUUAGAUGAAAUAUAUCGGUUGACUGUAUUAGAUCCUAUAUCUAAGUUUUGUACGUAUUUUCCAGAAAUCAAUGCAGCGAUUACCAAGAGAAAUCAUAAAUUAGUUGAUUAUGAUGCAGUUCGUGCAAAGGUUAAACGACUGACUGAUAAGCCAUCGGAUGAUAUUAGGAAGUUGCCUAUAGCUGAGAAAGAAGCGGCGCAAGCAAAAGAAUUAUAUGUGUCAUUAAAUUCACAACUUUUAAAAGAAUUACCUGAGUUUAUUGAUCUGCGUGUGCCAUAUUUGGAUGCAUCAUUUGAAGCAUUGGUAAAAAUACAAUUUCAAUUUUGUUAUGAUGGAUACGAUCGUAUGUCAAAAGUACAACAGUAUUUUGCCUCGAAUGUUCGAAAUCAAUAUAGUACUGGUAAUUUAGAUCAAAAAAUUGAUGAUGUACUUCAAAAAGUUAAAAAUUUGUCUAUUGCAGGAUUAGGUUCUGUAUAGACAUGGUUUUAUCUGAAAUGUUAUUUUAUUUAAAUAAUUAGUUUUGCUUUAGGU
Messenger RNA from Pneumocystis murina B123, 795 nucleotides. RefSeq lists its product as hypothetical. The coding region runs from base 1 to 741 and encodes 246 amino acids. Gene Ontology annotation, biological process: endocytosis; plasma membrane tubulation; actin cortical patch localization. Gene Ontology annotation, cellular component: actin cortical patch; Rvs161p-Rvs167p complex; medial cortex. Lineage: Eukaryota; Fungi; Ascomycota; Pneumocystomycetes; Pneumocystales; Pneumocystaceae. The transcript has 7 exons. The record is from RefSeq and is a predicted model, not a curated record. Gene Ontology annotation, molecular function: protein binding; lipid binding.